UGGCUUGGUUCCGCUGUGGGGGGAUUUGAUGGUAGAGUUUUUGGCAGAAGGAGAUUAUGAGGAUUGCUGUUUUGCCGCGUCAUUUGAAACCCGGGAGGAGGAAGCGAAGAACAAGCGAGAAAGCGUCCCUGACAAGUUACAAGCACCUGCCCCCAAAACUUCUACCGAUCUUUGUCUUAUUCCGACGCAGAGAUGAGUUUCAAUUCGUCUCGAUCUGCGAAUUCCGGGGGGAAAUCUAAGAGAAGCUUCGGCUCUGCGUCUUCGGCGCCUUCCAAUAACAGUAACGGUAGUAAUGGUGAUAAUAACAAGAAGCGGAAUACUAACCAGAAAACCCUAGGCAUGGCUUGGGGCGCCAGUUCUCGCUCCUCCUCUCGUUCUUCCUUCAACAAUUCUCCCUUCUCUGAUUUCGGCAGUUACAUGGUGGUAAAGAAUCAGAAGCUUCAGGCCCAGUUUGAUGCAGAGGCUUCAAGCUCUUCUCGCAGUGGCUCAACUUCUGAGAAGCCUAUAUUUCAAGGGGUUUCUAUAUUUGUUGAUGGGUUCACAGUUCCUUCUAGUCAGGAGCUACGAGGCUACAUGCUGAAGUUUGGAGGAUGUUUUGAGAAUUAUUUUUCCAAGCAUCGUGUUACUCAUAUUGUCUGCAGUAACCUUCCUGAUAGUAAAAUCAAGAAUCUGAGAUCAUUCAGUGGUGGUCUUCCAGUAGUGAAACCCACAUGGGUGUUGGAUUGUGUUGCUGCUAAUAAACUUUUGAAUUGGGUUCCUUACCAACUUGACCAGCUUGCCAGCGAAACUCGUAGCCAACCAAAGUUGUCAGCCUUCUUUUCUAUGAAAAGCAGCUUGAAUAUGGGGGAUGCUGCAACUCUUUGUCAAGUAAAUGAUAAAACUGGGGAUUCAACAUUUAAGGGUGGCACUCUGGGAGAUACAAUACCUUUUGAGGCAGAUGAACUUAUAGAAUGCACAGGGCAGUCUAUUGGUAAAGUUGAUGACCUCAUGCAGGAGAACACUAAUGUAGAAUUAAAGGAGGAAACAACCUGUUGUUAUGGGAAAUCUUGUGAAGCAAAAAUUGCCGAAUCACAACACAUUGAUACAGUAGACGAGUUUAGUGUUAAAAUUGGAAUUCAAGCUAGUUCCUGUGGACCUUCCACUUCAGUUAACAGCUGUUGCUUGGGAAAUCAAAGCUCUGAAGGGUUGACAUGUUCAACAGCUGGGAUUUCUAAUCCCCGCCAUUCUAGUCUUGGGAAUCUAAAUUUUGUGGAAAAUUAUUUUAAGAACUCAAGACUUCACUUUAUAGGAACUUGGAGAAAUCGGUAUCGUAAGCGGUUUCCCAGCUUGUCUAAUGGGUUCAAAUCUACAAAUUCUAAUCUAGAUGCUUCUGUGAAUUCUCGGAAUAUCGCCAUUAUUCAUGUGGACAUGGACUGUUUUUUUGUCUCAGUAGUCAUCAGGAACCGUCCUGAUUUACGGGAUAUGCCGGUGGCUGUCUGCCAUUCAGACAACCCAAGAGGGACAGCUGAAAUUUCAUCUGCAAACUAUCUUGCUCGAGAUUAUGGGGUGAGAGCUGGAAUAUUUGUUAGAGAUGCCAAAGCUCUUUGUCCUCAUCUUGUCAUUGUUCCUUACCACUUUGAAGCUUAUGAGGAGGUUGCUGAUCAAUUCUAUGACAUCUUGCACAAACACUGCAGCAAAGUACAGGCAGUAAGCUGUGAUGAAGCUUUUUUAGAGGCCACCAUCUCAGAAAAGCAAGACCCUGGACUCUUAGCUUCGAUAAUACGAAAGGAGAUCUUUGACACCACUGGGUGCUCUGCAAGCGCUGGCAUAGCUGGCAAUAUGCUAAUGGCCCGCCUUGCUACACGAACUGCCAAACCAGAUGGUCAAUGCUACAUCCCUCCUGAGAAGGUGGAUGAUCAUUUAUGUCAGCUUCCAAUUAAGGCACUUCCAGGAAUUGGUCGUGUUUUAGAGGAGAAGCUGAAGAAGCUCCAACUUGAGACUUGUGGACAGUUGCGUAUGAUUUCCAAGGAAUCCCUUCAAAAGGACUUUGGAGCAAAAACCAGCGAUAUGCUUUGGAACUAUUGUAGAGGAAUAGAUAAUCGGCUGGUUGGAGUAUUCCAGGAAAGCAAGUCUGUAGGUGCUGAAGUGAACUGGGGUGUGAGGUUCAAUGAUUUGGAAGAUACCCGACGGUUUAUCUCAAAUCUUUGCAAGGAAGUGUCUUUACGGUUGCAGGGUUGUGAAGUGCAAGGGCGCACAUUUACACUGAAGAUAAAAAAGAGAAAAAAGGAUGCUCAGGAGCCUGCAAAGUUUAUGGGCUGUGGAGACUGUGAAAACCUAAGCCACUCUAUGACGGUUCCAGUUGCUACUGAUGAUGUGGAUGUACUUCAAAGGAUAGCCAGACAGCUUUUUGGGUUUUUCCACAUAGAUGCAAAGGACAUUCGAGGUAUUGGGUUGCAGGUUUCGAAGCUUGAAAGUGCUGAUAGUGUUAAGCAAGGACAAGAGAAGAACUCCUUGCGAGCAUGGCUUGCCUCUGCCUCAGCGGCAGGUGCAGAAAGAAAGCAUAAAAAUUAUGAUCUACCUAAGGAGAGGAGUAAUAUAGAUUGUGAGCAGUUUGUUGACAAAAAGUCUGGAAAUCUGUGUGGCGAUUCACUUGGAAAAUCAGUUCUAAUAGGCAAUAGCCUCUUCACUGGUGAAGCUUUUUCAAACCAGAUUUCUGGCCUGCCGCCUCUAUGUCAUCUUGAUAGGGGUGUUGUAGGGAGCCUUCCUCCAGAACUAUUUUCAGAAAUCAAUGAAUUAUAUGGAGGGAAGUUAAGGGAUUUGAUUGCAAAAAAUAAAGGCAAGAAUGAAGAUAUUAAUGAUUCUGUGCGACAUGAAAGAGUAGAAGUAGGUGGAAUAGAUGAGGGGAUCAUACCUCAUUCGUUGUUUUCUCCUCUAAGUCACAGCCAAGAAAGGAAGAAGCAGCAUAAAGGUGAGGAAGUUGUGGAAGUUUCUGCUUCCAAAGCAGGAGGCUCAGAUGUGGUUAGUCCUCUUUCAGGUCUUCAGAAUGUUGAUCUGAUGCCUUCGUCUUUAAGCCAAGUUGAUGCAUCAGUUUUACAGCAGCUGCCUGAAGAGUUGAAAGUUGACAUUCUCAAGGUACUUCCUGCACACAGGAAGUCAGAAUGUUCAUCAAAAGUUGUAUUGGAUCCUGUUACAGAAUAUUCUCAUGAGUCAUUUGGUAUUAAGAAUCCUGAAAAUGAUGCAAGAUCAAUGAAUUCUGGUUUGAACAACAAUCUUUGGAUGGGAAAUCCUCCGCUUUGGGUUGAAAAUUUUAAAACCUGCAAGUGUUUGACAUUAAAUAUUUUUGCGAAGAUCUACAACAGAUUGGGCUCCCCUAGAUGUUUUUCUUCAAUUCUGCAGUGCGCUAUUUCUGAUUUACAACUUCCUGAUGAUGCGAGUUAUGAUGGUACAGAUGAAUCUAUUUGCAGCUUGUGUGAGCUUAUUAAGCAGUAUAUUGAAAUGAAAUUGGAGUCAGAUAUUGAAGAGAUCUAUAUUUGUUUUCGUCUUCUUAAAAGGUUUACAAUGAGGUCCAAUUUUUUCUCACAGGUGUACAAUAUGGUCUUUCCUUAUGUUCAGGCAUCUGUUAGUGAAAUCUAUGGUGGGAAAUUGAACCUUUGAUGUGUUAAGAGAUGGCCCAUUUUAUUGUCUGACUACAUUUCUCAAGGAAUAUAUUUUGCAAGUGUGCUCUAGAGAAAGUCCAUACUUCAGUCAUUUCCUUGCUUGCCAAUUUUUUGGCACAUGAUCAAAUUUAAGGAUUGGCUUGCUGAACUUGAUUCAGAAGUCCAUGAUUUGCCACUUAGGUUUGCCUCGGGUUAAAGAGUUUGGCACUGAACUGCACAGAGGACCUGGCAUACUUCAGUUAGCCAUCCACAGUCAAACAUGAAAGUGAACAUUCCUAACAAGACAAUAACUAAAGACUAGAGUUGAAGAUACAUAAAGCUGGUGGAUGGAAGAAUUCCCAAUAAUAUGAUGGGCUUACUGGACUAUGUGCCAAAUUGCAACCAAGAAGAUGUCAUUCAUCUUAGCCUUCGAGUGAUGAUUUCUGUAGAGAUUGGCUUGCUAUCCUAUAAAGUACCUGGAACAAUGAAGAAGAUAAUAACAACAUUGACAUAUUGAUGAGACCAGGAGGCUUGUGGCAAUUUGGACUGCAACAUACUGGCAAUCGUACUCUCUUUCACAACUCGAGGGUUAGAGCAAGGCUUUUUCAGAAUGGAAUUUAGUCCUGAGGAUGACUUUUGCAAAUAGGAAGGAAGACAAAGCUACGAAGCUUGCAGCAAAUUGGGGGGACCUUACAAAGUCUGGGAGGUUCCUUGGCCCAGAAUGUACCGACUUCAGAAAAAAUUGGUGGCAAGUCCAUUCCCCGUGCCUCAAAUUCAGAAAAGCAGUGGUAAAUUGUAGCUAUCCAAGCAAGCUUGCCCAUCUCAUCUUUACCAGAGCUAUCAAGAUCAGAGAACCAUCUCAGAUUGUCCUCCCAAUCAUCUUUAUCGUCAUACUUCAUCAGGUUUAUUCAGGCAGAUUAAACGCAGGUCAAUCAGGUCGCGUGGGAGGCCAACCACUGACUAAUUAAACGCAGGUCAACCGGACCAGGCAGGCGCCCUCUUCUGCAUUUCCAAAGUCGCUGAUGAGGUUAUUCCUGCACGCCUUACCAGGGCACACAAGUAAAAAGGGUUGCCCUAGGGCCCUGGUCAUUAGCAGCAGCACAAGAAUGCCACUUGCGCACAGUGCAAGACUCGCAAGUUCAACUUUUCUUGAGACGUGGGCCCCGGUGCAAAUUGGGAAAUAAAUUCGAAGUGAUAUGCUACUACUUACCGUCGUCUAGCCCAAAUUUGGCACGACUCUCCAUUCCAUCAAAAGAAAAAGAAAAAGAAAAAAUACAACCCCAGCUUAGAAAGCAAUCUGUUCAAAUAGUUGGAGUGAACAUUUUCUCUAUGAUUCACCAUAAAUUAUUGGAAGUUGUAAGAUAAAUAUGAGCAGUAAUGGUUUGUAAUCUGUUUUUUUUUUUGUUUUUUCCUAAAGAGAGUUGAUGGUUUCUAAAAUAAUAUGGAAUAUAUGACCAUUUGAAUUGACCCGAACAUCUAAGCGGCGUAAGCUAUUUCAUUCCUGGUAACAAGCUGGGCCGCCGGAAAGAGGUGGGGGAGAGGGAAAGGUUAGCGUCGGUGUGGGCGCCGGCUGCUUUCUGCCAUUCAAAUUCGAUGUGCUUUUGUAAUAGGGAUUUUGGUAAAUGGGAUUUUUAAUGGCGUGUUUAAUGCGCCUCUCUCCCUAGCGUGAUAUCCCAUUCUCAUUUCAUUC
Malania oleifera is the source of this 5304-nucleotide messenger RNA. RefSeq names its product DNA repair protein REV1. The record is from RefSeq and is a predicted model, not a curated record. The coding region runs from base 193 to 3633 and encodes 1146 amino acids. Gene Ontology annotation, biological process: error-prone translesion synthesis; error-free translesion synthesis. Gene Ontology annotation, molecular function: DNA-directed DNA polymerase activity; deoxycytidyl transferase activity; damaged DNA binding. Gene Ontology annotation, cellular component: nucleus. The transcript has 26 exons. NCBI's taxonomy places the organism in Eukaryota, Viridiplantae, Streptophyta, Magnoliopsida, Santalales, Ximeniaceae.